This is a messenger RNA of Salvelinus namaycush (lake trout), 2798 nucleotides long. Its product is annotated as mRNA decay activator protein ZFP36L1-like. Lineage: Eukaryota; Metazoa; Chordata; Actinopteri; Salmoniformes; Salmonidae. The record is from RefSeq and is a predicted model, not a curated record. Gene Ontology annotation, molecular function: mRNA binding; metal ion binding. The transcript has 2 exons. Bases 78 to 1280 code for a protein of 400 amino acids.
GAUUAGGGCGUCUUCCUGCACCAACACAGAACACACUCUACUGUGAAGUGGGAUAACCUGACUGAGGCAUCAGUACAAUGCCAUCCGACUUCCUAACGCCAUUUUUGGAACUAGAGGAUGAGUUCUGCAAGAAUUUCCGUGGUCUGGACAUGCCAGAUGGCGCACCAGCCACCACGCAGAUGCAGCGCGUCGUGGGAUUUCAGCGCAGACACUCACUAUGCCCGGUUACCCUGCCCAACUCAAAGUUCAACAGCGGGAGUGUGGACCCAAUCGGCGAGCCAGCCUGCUGGGCCCUUACUAACACUGCUAACCAGCAGUGGAGCCUGAAACACCAGCAACAGUUGCCCCGCUCCUCUCUCAACCACAUCCCAUUCCGUGUGGACCGUUCGGUCAGCAUGAUAGAGGGCCAUGUUGGCAGCCUCGGGUACAACGAGCAGCAGCUCCCCACCACCCCUCCUCUGAUGCCCCCACCCGGCCUAAGUAUCAGCACCAGCUGCCUGUCAUCUCCAAAGUCACUCGCCCCCUCCCCUCCCAUCUCCACCCGGUACAAAACCGAAAUGUGCCGCACUUACGAGGAGAGUGGCACAUGCAAAUACGGAGCCAAGUGUCAGUUUGCCCACGGCACGGAUGAGCAGCGUGACUUGAGCAGGCACCCGAAGUACAAAACCGAGCCUUGCCGCACGUUCCACACCAUUGGCUUCUGCCCCUAUGGCGCCCGCUGUCACUUCAUCCAUAAUGCGGACGAGCAGCUCGGGCCCGAUGGCGGAGCGCCACCUCAGCGACAGAAGAUGCGAGAACGCCCACAGCUGUUGCGUCACAGCAUUAGUUUCGCUGGCUUCUCCUCUCCCCAAGCGCUGACCGGAUUCCAACCCGUUCCAGAGCCCAUGCUGUUCUCCAGGGCUUCCUCAGUAUCAUCCCCGCCCUCCACAGGUAGCCCAGAACUGCUGUCCCCAUUGUUUCCAGAACCUGCUACACUAAAGCACAACUAUCCGUUCUCAUCUGACUUCGGGAACGAUCAGAUUAAUAACAACCCUCACUUUUACGCCAUCACUGACUCUAAGUGCCAAACUGUCUGUGCGCAAAAGUCAGCUGCACAUAACUCUCACCGCAAUGCCUUCUCAUUCACCGGCCUGCCUGCCAUGCAGCGGUGUGCUUCACCUGACUCUCUUUCCGACCAGGAAGGCUAUACCAGCUCCAGUAGCCAGAGUGGUUGUGAGUCCCCUGGCCUUGAGGGCAGACGUCUCCCCAUCUUUAGCCGCCUCUCUGUCUCAGAUGACUAAACUUUAACUGGACAUUGCAUUCUCAUCCAAACAGAGGAAUUCUGCUAAGUGUUGUAAAGCUAGCCAACAUAUAUAUAUUUUUUAAUAUCCAUGUAUACUGUUGUAUACCCGUUUUUAGCUACUAUGGGUGCCUCAACUAGCUUUACAGUAUCCGUGGUGUCUUUGCUGAGAGAGUUCUGUUGGGGAAUUUUUUUUGUACCCAUUUUGAAAAAACAUGUCAGUAAUGAUACUUUUGGGCUUGGUAGAAGGACAAACCUACUGUGCACACGUGUGCUUUUUACAACUUCAACGGUUCUCCUUAUACCCUUGCCCUUUAGAGUGUAACCAAAGCUGAACAUAGUAUCUAUCUUGUCUUGUAGGCAGAGUAAAUGUUGAAAUGUAUCCAAAAAUGUAGCUAGGCCUACUGUAAACAAAUGUAGCCUUUAGUAAAGGCAACUAAUUGACAGUAUUAUCAGGUAGUCUAACUAUAGAGCUUUUUUUUUUAGAUGUAUUUAUUUUGUAUGUUUUCACAGAGUUUGUUUAUAAUUGUGUUGUGCAUUUGUACAUGAUGCAGAAGGACAUGCUUUACUCUUUGCUUUGUUUGAGCUAUCGCGUAGCUUUAGAACUUUGAAUUGCUUGAGUGUAGACACUGCCAGAGCCAUGUCCACCAUCAUCGCGUUAUGCCAGUGAAGGCAAUACUUGUGUUACAAGUUACCUUGUUCAAUCAGUAAAUAGACUUAUUGCCCUCACCGGUCAUAGUAAGAUGCUACAGGAGGUAUUUUAUGUGUUCUAACACAACAAGUGCAUAUCAGCGUUUUAGUUUGGGUUUCAGCGUUUCACCGUUCAAGUUAAAAAAAAAAAGAAACUGAAACAUUCAUUCAGUUUUGCUUACUCGGUGAGACAGGAUUCUCAUACACCAUUUUGUGACUGUUUCUAUAAUAUUAAAACAUGAUUUGUGGUGUUACGUGAGGUAAUUUAAAAAACAUGAGCUGGCGCACACACAAAACAAUUAGUUUGUGUGGAGGUGCUGUCUAACAAUGAAUAAACUAUCAAAAUAAAGUCGCACACGCCAUAUAUGAACUCCGGGUAAUUUAAUGGAUAUUUACCAACGUUUCGGCAUCACUGUGCCUUCCUCAGGGUACGUGUGGUAAUAACAUAGGAAAACAAUGUUGCCACAAUGUAUGAGUAAUAUGGGUUGCAUCAACAUCUUGGUCUCUUGCACACCAGCUGUUAUUAGACAAAGUGACAUGAAUUACUAUGUGUAUUUUAUCUUACAAUGAACUUGUCUUUGUGGCCCAUCUUCAGUAAGAAGGACUGCGCUUUUCUUUAGCCUUAACUGUGUUGGAAAAACAAACACGGCUUUGCAUUUGUUAAAUUAAAACGUAUUUAUUUUGUUUUUCAAAGCAAAAAUGAUAGUGUCGGUUUUAUAUUAUGUUGGUUUCUAUAUAAUUUAAGUGUAUUGUUUACAUUCCAUGGGAUAUGUAUCCCGGUUUCUAUCUUAAUAUAUUUUUACCUGUUUGGUUCAAAAUAAAACUUUUG